This is a messenger RNA of Ustilago hordei, 816 nucleotides long. RefSeq lists its product as uncharacterized. Bases 1 to 816 code for a protein of 271 amino acids. The transcript has a single exon. NCBI's taxonomy places the organism in Eukaryota, Fungi, Basidiomycota, Ustilaginomycetes, Ustilaginales, Ustilaginaceae. Gene Ontology annotation, molecular function: hydroxyacylglutathione hydrolase activity. The record is from RefSeq and is a predicted model, not a curated record.
AUGAAAAUCCACCCGGUCCCAGUUCGAGAGGAUAACUAUGCCUAUAUCCUUCAAUCCUCGGUCGAUGGCUCUGCUGUCUUUGUGGAUGCGUACGACAUUCCUGCUGUUGAGGCUGCAGCUACUAAGCUAGACAUUUCUAAGGAUGGCGUAGUUGGACUUCUCACCACACAUCACCAUCACGAUCACUCGGGUGGGAAUGAGGCUUUUGCCAAAGCUUAUCCUGGCAAGCCUAUCUAUGGUGGUUCGGACAAGAUUCCUGCACUUUCGCAAAAAGUGAAAGAUGGAGAUAGGGUAGAUGAUCUGUUGAAGGGAGUAGGUAUCGAGUGUCUGGCUACACCCUGUCAUACACAAGAUCACAUUUGUUAUUUUGUCCAAGAUAAAGAGGGUGGUGGUGGUAAGGGAGUGUUUACGGGUGAUACGUUGUUUGUUUCUGGUUGUGGGAGGUUCUUCGAGGGUACACCGGAAGAGAUGCUUGCUGCGAUGGACAAGCUCAGCAAACUGCCUGAUGAAACGGUGGUGUAUUGUGGUCAUGAGUAUACAAAGGCAAACGUAGCAUUCUCGGCCGCAAUCCUCCCGAAAGAAGAAAAAGGAAUUGCUAAGCUAGUCAAAGAUCUGAAAGAGCGUAGGAACGCAGGCGUAACCACCGGAGUCUACACCAUUGGGGAUGAGAGACAGCACAACCCGUUUAUGCGAGCAAGGGACAGUGUGGUGCAAGAGAAAGCGAAAGAACAUGGCGCGAAAAGCGCAGAGGCGGUAGAGGUAAUGAGAAUGCUGAGGGAGUUGAAGAACGGUGGAACGGUCAAGGCUAACAUUUGA